Messenger RNA from Nyctereutes procyonoides (raccoon dog), 1445 nucleotides. It is a transcript of the gene CRIP3, whose product is annotated as cysteine rich protein 3. The coding region runs from base 524 to 1138 and encodes 204 amino acids. Lineage: Eukaryota; Metazoa; Chordata; Mammalia; Carnivora; Canidae. The transcript has 8 exons. The record is from RefSeq and is a predicted model, not a curated record.
UCAUCAUACUCACUGUACAAAUGGGUGCAGAGGGAGGUUAAGUAAUUCGCCUGAAGCCAGAGAGUAAGUGGCAGAGAUGCUCUCCAGAUUCCUUUGCUCUUAACUACCUGUGAGACUGUCAGGGCAGAAUUUAGCCGUUUCAAAAAAUGCCUGACCCCUCGCUUUGAGGGAAUUACAAGUGUUUCUUGACGUCUGCACUCUGGACACUUUUCCUCUCCGUACCAAGCCAGAAUCUAGUGCCAUCCUUACAGGUGUCUUCAUUGCUCUCUUCCUUUCCCGUCUGGCUUUAAGUUCCUCUCUCUCUACACGGGUCAGAGGCUUUAGAUUUUGGAAAGAACUGCAAAGUCGCCUUCCUCUCCCAGGAGUUCUAAAUUUCUGACAGCCAAUAGGCGCGGAGGAGCUGCAGAAUUCAGCCCAAUGAAGCUCACAGCGGAGCUAUGGGUGGAGCCAGCGAAGGGGGCGGGAACCGAGCCCACCUCGGUGCUUCCUUCUGUGUGUAGCGCCGGCUGCCCUGUGCAGAGCCAUGAGCUGGACCUGCCCGCGUUGCCAGCAACCCGUUUUCUUCGCGGAGAAGGUGAGCUCCCUGGGCAAGAACUGGCACCGCUUCUGCCUGAAAUGUGAGCGCUGCCACAGCAUCCUGUCCCCAGGAGGGCAUGCAGAGCACAACGGGAGGCCAUAUUGCCACAAGCCAUGCUAUGGGGCUCUCUUCGGACCCAGGGGGGUGAACAUUGGUGGUGUGGGUUCCUACCUCUACAACUCUCCCACUCUCACCCCGGCCAGUACCACUCCCCUCAGCCCCAGCAGUUUCAGCCCCCCCAGGCCCAGGACUGGCCUCCCCCAGGGCAAGAAAAGCCCUCUCCACAUGAAGACAUUCACUGGGGAGACUUCACUGUGCCCUGGCUGUGAGGAACCUGUCUAUUUUGCUGAGAAGGUGAUGUCUUUGGGCAGAAAUUGGCACCGACCCUGUCUAAGGUGCCAGCGCUGCCGGAAGACCCUGACUGCUGGGAGUCAUGCUGAGCAUGAUGGCGUCCCCUACUGCCACAUCCCCUGCUAUGGCUACCUCUUUGGCCCCAAAGGUGUGAACAUUGGUGAUGUGGGCUGCUACAUCUAUGACCCCGUGGAGAUAAAAUCCAAAUGAGAUGCUCACAGGAGAGGUCACUCUUAACUCAGGCCUCAUAUCAUCCCCUCCAUGGUCCAGUGGGAGCUACAGAAUUCUCCAGUCCCACAGGGGAAGGUGGGCUUCGGGUGGCCUGGGCCUAGGCUCCAUGGUAGACCAGGGAGUCUAGACUAUGCUGAUUCCUCCCUUUCCCAUUCCUAUCUGGCCGGGGGACACAGGCCACCACCUUUUAAAGAGUAGCCUCCUUGCCUUCCCAGUCCCUUUCCAUAGCAAAUUCUAUAACUUCAAGGUAUUUAAAAAACGUGUUUAUUCUGGUUUCUCUAAUAAA